GGAACUGCCUCUGACAGUGUUUUAAAAGCAGAUCUUUUUUCCUUUGAUCCGGUUUCUAUCUUUCCUGUCGGACUCGGUUCCUCCCGGUUCCUCCCGGUUCUCCCCGGUUCUCCCCGGUUCUCUCCUCGGGCUCCCGGUGAGGCUCCGGGAUGGAGCGGCUGUAGCAGCGGCAGCUCGGCGGGUCGCUCCGGGGCGGUUUCCGGUGUCCGUCCGUCUGCAGGGGGAUGGCGUCCGGCUUCAAGCGCAUCCACCGCCGGUCCUCCGAGUCCCACACACACCGAAGGCUGUCGAGCCCAGGCGGCAGCGAGACGCGUCGGUGAGCCGCUCGAUUUCCUCGUCCGUCUCAAAGGAGGUGUGUACAUGCAGACAUAGCACUCGGAUCCUCUCUGUGUGCUAGUUACCGUUUCUAGAAGCACAUCCAGCCCUGCAGCUUGGAGCUGAACCCCCCUCUUCUCCCGAGCAUCGAGUCCCUGCAUGCGAAGUGGAGCGAUGACGGAGGCAUGGCAGCAGCAGCAUGCAGUGGCUCCACCCUCUGUAGUGCACACGCUCCCCCAGGGGGCCGACAACCCCCUGGGCUGCACAGUGUACGGAGUCGUCCUGCAGGCCGAUGCCUCGCUGCAGCAGCCCCAGCACGGCCAGCAGCACUCUGUUCAAGCCCAGCAGCCCUCCCUGCAGGUGGGAGGCGAGAGAGGGCACAAGUGUGGAGCCUGCGGUCACGACAUAUCUCACCUGGCCAACCCUCAUGAGCACCAGUGCAUGGUGAACCAGGACCGAUCCUUCCAGUGUACGCAGUGCAUGAAGAUCUUCAGCCAGGCGACGGACCUGCUGGAGCAUCAGUGUGUGCAGGUGGAGCAGAAGCCUUUUGUGUGCGGUGUGUGUAAGAUGGGCUUCUCGCUGCUCACUUCCCUGGCUCAGCAUCACAACUCGCACGGCAACGGGAACAACCCGAUGAAGUGCUCCAUCUGUGAGAAAACCUACCGGCCUGGGUCUGGAAACGUCACACCGACCUCGUCAGCUGCCAACCCCCAGCAGCCCUCCACCGGCGAGACGUCCGGCGGCGGUGCAGCGAUCAGUGCCUCGUCUCCGCCUGCGUUUGAGGCCUCUGCACCCGACAGGCCAUAUAAGUGCUCAGUGUGCCAUAAGGCCUUCCGACAUUUGUCAGAGCUGACCCGCCAUGAGAGAGUACACACUGGUGAAAAGCCGUAUAAAUGUGACACGUGUGACAAAAGCUUCAGCCAGUCUUCUCACCUGGCACACCACCAGCGCACACACAGCUCUGAGCGGCCGUACAAAUGCGCCGUGUGCGAGAAGAGCUUUAAGCAUCGCUCUCACCUUGUGCGGCACAUGUACGCUCAUUCGGGCGAGCACCUGUUCAAGUGCAAUUUGUGUGAGAUGCACUUUAAGGAGUCGUCCGAGCUCCUGCACCAUCAAUGCCAGCCUGAGGGGGAGAGGCCUUUCCGCUGCGGUUCAUGUGGAAAGAGUUUCAAGCGCCCGUCUGACCUGCGGCAGCACGAACGCACCCACUCAGAGGAGCGACCUUUCCAGUGCGAGGAGUGCCAGAUGAGCUUCAAACAGCAGUACGCGCUCGUACGCCACCGUCGCACUCACAAAAAUCCAGCUGAUCGCCCAUUCAAGUGUAACCUGUGCGAUAAGGGAUUCCUGCAGCCGUCCCACCUGCUCUACCACCAGCAGGUUCACGGUAUGGAAAGUCUUUUUAAAUGUGCAUCCUGCCAGAAGUCUUUCAGCCAAUCAGGAGAGCUGCUGAGGCACAAAUGUGGAGGUGAAGUGGAGAAGCCGUACAAGUGCGACGUGUGUGGCAAAGGUUACAAAAAGAAUUCAACGCUGCAGCGCCACCAGAACUCUCACUGCACAGAGAAGCCGCUGAAAUGCUCUCUGUGCGACAAGCGCUUUGUGUCGUCCUCCGAGUUCGUCCAGCACCGCUGCGACCCGACCCGAGAAAAGCCGCUGAAAUGUCCUGAUUGUGAAAAGCGCUUUAGGUACUCGUCAGAGCUGCAGCGCCAUCGCAGAGUUCACACAGGAGAGAAGCCUUUCAAGUGUGCCAGCUGCGACAAGAGCUUCAAGCAACGCGAGCACCUGGCCAAGCACCAGAGCGUGCACUCGCGGGAGACACAGUUUAAGUGUGUGUGGUGUGGGGAGCGUUUCGUCGACCUCACGGCUUUGCAGGAGCACACGGUUCAGCACACUGCCGAGGGCGAGAGUUUCCCCGAAGCCCCCUGCAUCCCAUGAACAGCAGUGCCCCUCAGACAGCAAACAUGACAUUAGCCCUCAAAGCAACGUGGGCCAGCCCCUGCUCUCCCAUUUGUAGUUUAUAAUAUGCACCCAUUAAUUAUCUUUAAUAAUUUUUAGUAUUCGUAGGACUCGGCUCAUCCUCAUCCUCCAUUGAGUAAAACACCCUAAACCGACAGAGGGGGUCAGGAUCCCUCUUCUUCUUUUGGAACUCGGAGGGGGGGGGAAGAAAGAAAGAAGGAAAAAGGCUUGUAAUGUAAAAUGUGGGAAGAUCUUGAUUUUGUUUAGUACAGAGUGUGGGACCUUAUUCUGUGGUUGCAUGUGAUCGUCUGUUUUGUAACUGUUGAUUCUGUCAUCGAGAAAGAUGGGAACAAUUUCCAGGCAGUUGUCAGAUAACGUGUGUGUGCUCAUGUUAAACUCCUCUGAAAUCCACGUGCCUUUUUAUUUUAAACCCGUCACUCCUUUUGUGUUUUUCUGUUUCUUUCAUGUCCAGUGUAGCUGAACCCUCCCACCUGUACUUAGCGGCUGGCUUGUGCAGCAGUAUACUUUCACAUACUAGAUCUUAGGUAGUCUCAUCUGUUUGUGCAUGAGUAUUUAUCACACUUAAAUAUCACUGUUGUAUUAUAGGUUUGGUUUAUUUAGGAAAACAUCCUAAGAAGAAGAAAAAAAAUUGGAUUUGUGAAAAUGUAUAGCCUGUGUCCUAUGAAAUCUGUGUUGUUGCAUCUUUUUAUUAAAACAAUGACAUCUAGGUAACUAACCCAUACCUAUCUUGUCAUACAUACACUUGACGUGCAAUAGAACAUGCACAAUAUAAUAUUUAUGACUACUGAUUCAUGGCAUAGUCUACUCUGUUAUAUUAUAGAUUGUGUGUAUACGCUUAUGUAAACAUUGAGAACUGUAUAGUGCUUCUGUUACAUGCUUUUGUAUUCACGAUGAAUGAGCUUGCUGUAUUUUGCAAGCACUUUAGUUUCGGUUCCAGAUGGAUCGUCACAAGGUUCAACCUGACAAGACGAGCAUUAUCCUGCUAACUUGCCACAACCUAGCUGUGUUAGUGACUGUGCGAUUAGAUCUAACAAAAGUCAUGUUUUUUUAUUUUGAUGAAUUGGCCUUGUUACAUCCUCACAGGAUUCCGCCUCCUGGUCCACACCAGACGCUCAGCAGAUGAGUCCACGUAGCCUCAAAGUUACAACUUGCGUGUUGGUUAAUACCAGGGAUAAAGUAAGAAAACGUGUACUUUAGUUUAACGUGUGGCUUCCUAUAUUCUGUACAAUCUUUGCAGUAUAUUUAAAAGAAGGUUUUUGGAGUUUCCAAAAUCACAGUCAAAGGUAAUGACAGUGAUUUCAGUCCUGGUGAGUCAACAUGAAAAGCUCCUGCAGGAGGAUGAGCAAGUGUAAUGAAGUGUUGAAUUUACACAUGGAUAUCGAUAUAGAGUCCUGUUCAUAUUGUAUACAGAAUUCAAAUAAACCACCCUUAUAAAAA
Hippoglossus stenolepis (Pacific halibut) is the source of this 3726-nucleotide messenger RNA. Its product is annotated as zinc finger protein 319. Bases 475 to 2247 code for a protein of 590 amino acids. The transcript has 2 exons. The record is from RefSeq and is a predicted model, not a curated record. NCBI's taxonomy places the organism in Eukaryota, Metazoa, Chordata, Actinopteri, Pleuronectiformes, Pleuronectidae.